AUGUCUGGCUCAGAUGACGGAGAUAUAAGUCGGGAGGUUCCCUUGAGCCGAACAAUGUCAAGAAGAUCACCUAGUAUAUUAGUUACAGAUGCCCGUUUUACAAAAAAUCGUCCCUCUGCACCAUUUGCAGGGCUCGCUUCUGGUAUAAAGAAACCUGGAAUACUUCCUAAGCCAAUAGUAUCUGCGGGACCUUCUCUCAGCACUGAUUCCAAGAGUAAUAUAAGGCUUCGAAAAAAGAAUAGAGGGUACGACGUACAUGGUGAAAAUAAGAGUUCCCACAAUGGUCGCUUUAGUUCAGUUUCUAUGGAUAAUAUUCUCUUGGAUGUUAGCGAUGUCCCUUCGGGUAGACGUCAGGAACGUUUAUCCUCAUCGUCCUUUGAUAUGUAUCCUGGGUACAGGCAAAGAGGAACACAUAUCACUAAGAUGAUCAAUCCUUUGCCAGCAAGAACGUCUAAGACAUCUCAAAAAUUGGUCCUAAUUCCCGAUGAAGCACAUGAUAAUAGGAAUUCCAAUCAAUUUAGAAAGCGUGCACCUAAGGGUCAAAGGGCGCGAUCAGCUACAAGGGCAAAAUCUGAUAAGGAAUUUGAACUGCCACGUAUCACUGCAUAUAAUGUUGCAGAAGGUUUUAACCUUUCGUCAGCAUCUCAGUUCUUGAGACAAACGCAUGACGUUUCGCCAAGGUUAUACGAUGAGUGUUUGUACGUACCGUACUGCCUUCCUUUACUCCCUGGAAAGGAUGGAUUCAGAAUUAAAUCUAAUAUAUCAAAGAAAACUCAAGGGGGAAAGACAAUUAUAGAAAGUUUAAUUGAUAGUAGUGAGAGACGAGACCAUCAUUAUGAGUACUUUUCUGGGGUCGAGACUGUUGAAGAUAUGAAUAACAAUUACGAAUUAGACGAAGGAGGUGUAUCAAAUAACCUGAACCCAGAAAAUAUUCCCGAUCAUUUGCCAAAUCCCCAAAACAAUACAUCUCUCUCUUUCGAUCCUAGUGAGCCACAGUACUUUGCUGAAGAAAAUAUAGGCACUAAUGAUGUUGACGCCCUUAGCCAAAUUAAUGGGAAGACGACCUUAUUUCAACAACAGCAUGCAGAAAUCUUCAUAUUCAAUUAUGGUGUCGUUGUAUUUUGGAAUUUUACUGAGAUUCAAGAAAAGAAUAUAUUAGGCGAUAUUUCAUUCUCGUCAUUUAAAAAUAUGGUCAUUAAACCAUUAGAUGAACAGGAUAUUGAAAUUGAAAGUUUUCAUUUUGAAUAUGAUAUGGAAACUGAAAGACCACGAAUCUUCAAUGAUAUAAUAACCCUCAGAUCUGGUGAUCAUUUGACGGCUUUGACUUUAUCACAUGCUAUUGCACAAUCAGUUAAGCUCUCUCGAUUUGAAGCACGUAUUGUUCCAAUAUUUGGUUCUGUUUCUAAAUUACCAAAGAGGUUAGCAUUGUUUGGUACAUUGGGUCUUAAAAGAGAACAAUUGCUAAAGAAAUCAGGUAAACUUUUCAAACUACGGGUAGAUGUAAAUUUGUCAUCAAGUGUUCUUGAUACUCCGGAAUUCUUCUGGUCUUUUGAACCUAGUUUGCACUCAUUAUACGCGGCUAUGAGAGAGUACCUUGAAAUUGAUCCUCGUGUACAAGUUUUAAAUGAUAGAUGCAAAGUAUUUCUUGAAUUUUUCGACAUAUGUGUUGACUCAAUUGCUGAAAGAAAUAUGGCACGAAUCACAUGGUGGUUUAUCGCUGUAAUUUUUACGAGCGUGUUAAUUUCUAUCGUAGAGAUUUUGGUACGCUAUUUCAUUAUUAAGAAACAUACUAGUAUAUAA
Kluyveromyces marxianus DMKU3-1042 is the source of this 1800-nucleotide messenger RNA. RefSeq names its product Rmd8p (gene RMD8). The transcript has a single exon. NCBI's taxonomy places the organism in Eukaryota, Fungi, Ascomycota, Saccharomycetes, Saccharomycetales, Saccharomycetaceae. The coding region runs from base 1 to 1800 and encodes 599 amino acids. The record is from RefSeq and is a predicted model, not a curated record.